Canariomyces notabilis is the source of this 2646-nucleotide messenger RNA. Its product is annotated as potassium transport protein TRK1/TRK2. Gene Ontology annotation, molecular function: high-affinity potassium ion transmembrane transporter activity. The record is from RefSeq and is a predicted model, not a curated record. The transcript is spliced from 2 exons. NCBI's taxonomy places the organism in Eukaryota, Fungi, Ascomycota, Sordariomycetes, Sordariales, Chaetomiaceae. Gene Ontology annotation, biological process: potassium ion import across plasma membrane; intracellular potassium ion homeostasis. Gene Ontology annotation, cellular component: plasma membrane. Bases 1 to 2646 code for a protein of 881 amino acids.
AUGGAGGGCUUCAAGGAAUUAAUCCUGAGGCAGAUCAAGGCCCUCCGUCCUUCGUUCUUCUCCAAAGAACCCCACUUCAAUUUCAUCACCGCCCAUUACUUUUGGAUCAUCGGUCUCACCCUGCUGGGAUCCGUCAUCGUCUACGGCGCAGGCCGUGGGAAUCUAGCAUACAUAGACGCUCUCUUCUUUGCCAGUGGCGCCUGUACUCAGGCGGGCUUGAACACAGUCGACAUCAACACACUCAACACGUUUCAACAGUCCAUUUUCUAUUUCUGGUCCAUGUUGACGAACCCCAUCACUAUCAACUCGUUUGUUGUCUUCCUCCGUCUCUACUGGUUUGAGAAGCGCUUUCAACACAUUGUCCACGAGUCUCGCCUGAGGAGGGGCACAAUCUCCAGGUCCAAGGUGGUUACGAGGCCUGGCUUGGACGACGCUGAGAGGGGUGUUGACGGCCGAAAGAUCACCGUCGUGCUCAACGGCGCCAGGGCACGCAUUACGAAUGACGGAACCCUGCUAGAAGAUGGGCCCCCUGCGCCAAAACCCGAGACCGCAAACCCAUCGUCGGCGGAUGGCGCCGUUGGCUCGCCGGAGCCCCGCAAGCCCGAGAUCAAGUUUGCUCGCACCGUCACCAAGAGCGAUGGCCUAGGCGAGGAUGCCCUCAAGUUUCCGCCAGCGCGGUCAGAGCAGGAGCACAUUGCUAUCCUAGAAAGACAACGGAAUGCCGACGAUGAGGUGCUGCGAAUUCCAAACCCGAGGGAUGUCGAGCGCGGCAUCCGUCCGAAGCGUGUCGAAGCCGGAGAUGUUGAGGAUCCUGAUCUUGCGUCCCCCCGGGCCGAGGGUUUUGGCUUGGGUAUUAACGGCGAGCCACGGCUGCCUCGUGCUGACAGCCGCCAGCAAGCCAUCACAAUUGAAGAGCCUGACCGCCGCAGGCUCCAGGAGACCGACUCGGACGAUUUGGCAGAGAACGCUAAAGCUGCGGCUCAUGCCUUUUCCUUCCUCAAGAUUCGGAAGGCCCGGUUCCAGGGCCGCAAGAACAAGACACUGCACGGCGAGGAGCCGGAUGCCAACGUCCUAUCACCCCCUAAGAGACGGCAGUCCUUUCAGACAAUCCGUACCGCUUUAACAAGGGACAAGGUUGAGGGAACGCCGUAUCUCAGCUGGGAACCGACAAUCGGACGAAACUCGGCGUUUCCGGAUCUAACCGAGGAGCAGAGGGAAGAGCUUGGGGGUAUCGAAUAUAGGUCUCUGAAGACCCUCGCUCUGAUUCUGACGGCCUACUUCUGGUUCUUCUCGGCCAUUGCCGUUAUAGGCUUGCUGCCAUGGAUUCUGAACCUCGAUACCUACGGUCGGGUCGUAGACGCCGCCGGCAUCAACAGGGUCUGGUGGGCCUUUUUCACUGGCAAUUCGGCCUUCAUGGACUUGGGUUUCACCUUGACCCCUGAUAGUAUGAUAUCGUUCAACACAGCCACGUGGCCGUUGCUGCUGAUGAGCUUCCUCAUCGUCAUUGGGAACACAGGUUUUCCCGUCAUGCUUCGAUUCAUCAUAUGGGUCUCUGCGCAUCUCGUCCCCGUCGGCACGGGCAUUUACGAAGAGCUCAGAUUCCUACUUGACCACCCCCGUCGUUGCUUUACCUUGCUGUUCCCCUCGGGCGCUACCUGGUGGCUAUUUUGGCUUCUUAUUAUUCUUAACGGCGUUGAUGUCAUGCUGUUCAUUGUUCUCGAUCUCGGAAGCGGACCAGUCGUCGACCUGCCUGGAGGCAUCAAAGUUCUGAACGGGCUGUUCGAAGCCGUGUCUACCCGAACUGCAGGCUUUUCGUGCGUCAACCUAGCUCUCCUCCACCCUGCCGUUCAGGUCUCGUACAUGAUAAUGAUGUACAUUUCUGUGUUCCCAAUCGCCAUCUCGGUACGUCGGACCAAUGUGUACGAAGAAAAGGCGCUCGGAAUCUACGGUGACAACGAUUCCGACGAAAAGACAAGUCAGAGCGACUUAUCCUACGUUGGCGCACAUUUGAGGCGGCAGCUGUCCUUCGACUUGUGGUACAUCUUUGUUGGCUUCUUCAUACUCACCAUCACCGAGGGGCGCCGUCUCCAGGCCAACGACUUCUCCAUGUUUGCUGUUCUCUUUGAUGUUGUCAGCGCUUACGGCACUGUCGGUUUGAGUCUCGGCUAUCCCACCGUUAACGCGUCGCUGUGCUCUCAGUUCACAACGCUCGGAAAGCUGGUCAUGAUCGCCAUGAUGAUACGUGGCAGACACCGCGGCUUGCCUUACGGUUUGGACCGCGCCAUCCUCCUGCCUAGCGAAUCCCUCAACGCCAAGGAGGCAGCGGACGCGGAAGCCAGAAUGGCUAGACAGCAUUCGCACGCGUCUGGUGCCACGGGCGGACCCCGGGCGGCCAGCCUGAAACGCCACAAGAGCUUUAGCGGCGACCAGGGCAACAUUCUGACCUCGUUUCUGCACCCGGGCCCUGCCGUCCCCGCAGAGCCGGUGAUGGCAGAGCUACGCAGGCGGUCCACCGAUCCCGGCGCCGACGAGGAGCCGUAUGCGACCCGGGUCAGCUCGCGCCGGACGGAGCCCGGGCUUACGAGAAGGUCUGACGCCCUUUCCGCUCUGUCUCGACCGUUUACACAUGGCGACAGCCGAGAGUAA